Molecule: messenger RNA, 4065 nt
Organism: Ahaetulla prasina
Lineage: Eukaryota; Metazoa; Chordata; Lepidosauria; Squamata; Colubridae
Gene: GALNT1
Product: polypeptide N-acetylgalactosaminyltransferase 1
Exons: 13
Coding region: 963-2642 (559 amino acids)
Cellular component (GO): Golgi apparatus
Source: RefSeq, a predicted model, not a curated record
AAGACAGUCAACGUAGGAUCGGAUAGGAUUAAGGUAACGCUCCCUUAAGAGACGCUCUCACGAAACUGCCGCUCGGGAUGCCGGCUCUCCAACUUUCGCCCCCUAGAGAGACAGCCCGCUCGAGCUGGAUCACGUGACCAGCACAUCCGGUCAUUGUGGGCGGGAAUAGGAUGUUCUCUCAAGCGGCAAGGAGGCGUUGCGGGUUGGUUUCAGUGACUUUGAAAAUGGUGUGUUUGGUCUCGAGGCGAUGAGCUGCCGGAGCUGACAGACGUGGUGCUUUAGGUGGGGCCGUCAACGUCUCUCCCGCCCCCUGGUCGAGAAGCAAGUGGCUGCCGUCUAAGGAGAAGUGGCGCUGAAGAAAAGGAAUCUGAGUUAACGGUGAGGCCUGGGCAAGCGCCUUUUCGGGGACAGUGAUGUUCGGAUGGCACCGAAGGAGCCAGUGUAGGUGUGCAGCACCCUUUCCGAGGCGAUCCUAGUUAAUGGGAGGUGAUCGGUCCAUCUUCCAUCUCUUUCUUUCUGUCUGAGUCGUUGCGCUCCCAAGUCCCCAUGGCCUUUGAGAGACACGACCUGUGAGGGGAAACAUAUGUUGAGCCCUGGAGUUUACAGAUUUUGGAGACAGCUGAUUCUGGAAUAGUUUUGGGGUCCGUUAUUGCCCACCGCCCGGAAAUAUUACUUGGCGGAAUAGCAGCAAGGAAGUCGCCCCUUGGCGACAGAUCCUCUUGGGCAGAGUGAAACUUAAUGGAGGUGCUUUGGAGAAUAAGUCAACCCUCUUGUCUCUAUGACUGCUCUUCAAGUACUGGAAGACAGCUAUCAUGUCACAGAACCAGAAGUGGACUCAGAAUUCCAAGCCUGGCUUCACUAGUACAGUAUAGAAUUAUGUAGAAUAUGAUGGCGGAUGUGGGAUCCAAGAAGUGCUAUUAAAACAAAUAUAAAAAUAAGUAUAUAAUAAAGUUAAAAGUGUCAUGAGGAAAUUUGCAUAUUGCAAGGUGGUCCUGGCCACUUCAUUGGUUUGGGUCCUUUUGGAUAUGUUUAUGUUACUUUACUUCAGUGAAUGCAAUAAAUGUGAUGAAAAAAAAGAGCGGGGACUUCCACCAGGAGAUGUUCCAGAAUCAGUGCAAAAACCUCAUGAAGGUCCAGGAGAAAUGGGGAAACCUGUUGCCAUUGCUAAAGAAGACCAAGAGAAAAUGAAGGAAAUGUUUAAAAUCAACCAGUUUAAUUUAAUGGCCAGUGAAAUUAUUGCACUCAACAGAUCUUUACCUGAUGUUAGGCUGGAAGGCUGUAAGACAAAAAUGUAUCCUGAUAAUCUUCCUACAACAAGUGUUGUAAUUGUUUUUCAUAAUGAAGCUUGGAGUACUCUCUUGAGAACUGUUCAUAGUGUAAUAAACAGAUCACCAAGACAUAUGCUGGAAGAAAUUAUCCUGGUAGAUGAUGCUAGUGAAAGAGACUUCUUGAAGAGACCAUUGGAGAACUAUGUGAAAAAAUUACGAAUACCAGUGUAUGUGAUUCGAAUGGAGCAGCGUUCUGGACUCAUCAGAGCCAGAUUGAAAGGAGCUGCUGCCUCUAAAGGCCAAGUCAUUACCUUUUUAGAUGCUCAUUGUGAAUGCACUCUAGGUUGGCUUGAGCCUCUGUUAGCACGGAUUAAAGCUAACAGGAAAACUGUAGUUUGUCCUAUCAUUGAUGUAAUCAGUGAUGACACAUUUGAAUAUAUGGCAGGCUCUGAUAUGACUUAUGGAGGAUUCAACUGGAAGUUAAAUUUCCGAUGGUAUCCUGUUCCUCAGAGAGAAAUGGAUAGAAGGAAAGGUGAUCGGACUCUUCCAGUUAGGACACCUACAAUGGCAGGAGGCCUCUUUUCCAUAGACAGAGAUUAUUUUCAAGAAAUUGGAACAUAUGAUGCUGGAAUGGAUAUAUGGGGAGGAGAAAACCUAGAGAUUUCAUUCAGAAUUUGGCAAUGUGGAGGAACUUUGGAAAUAGUGACAUGUUCACAUGUGGGACAUGUUUUUCGAAAAGCCACUCCUUACACUUUUCCAGGAGGCACUGGACAGAUUAUUAAUAAAAAUAAUAGGCGACUUGCAGAAGUUUGGAUGGAUGAAUUCAAAAAUUUUUUUUACAUAAUUUCUCCAGGGGUUACAAAGGUGGAUUAUGGAGACAUUUCUUCACGACUUGGACUAAGACAGAAGCUACAAUGCAAACCUUUUUCCUGGUAUUUAGAGAAUGUUUAUCCUGAUUCCCAAAUACCACGACACUAUUUCUCUUUGGGAGAGAUAAGAAAUGCGGAAACAAAUCAGUGUCUAGAUAAUAUGGCACGAAAAGAAAAUGAAAAAGUUGGAAUUUUUAAUUGCCAUGGAAUGGGUGGUAAUCAGGUUUUCUCAUACACAGCUAACAAGGAGAUCCGAACAGAUGAUUUGUGCUUAGAUGUCUCCAAGCUUAAUGGCCCAGUCAUAAUGCUCAAAUGCCAUCACUUAAAAGGCAAUCAGCUUUGGGAGUAUGAUCCAGUGAAAUUAAUCCUGUUGCAUGUGAACAGUAACCAAUGCCUGGAUAAAGCCACUGAAGAAGACAGCCAAGUGCCCAGUAUCAAGGACUGUAAUGGUAGCCGUUCACAGCAAUGGCUUCUUCGUAAUGUCACCCUUCCAGAAAUCUUCUGAAGACAAGGAUUGUCUUCAGUCUAAGACAAGUCUAAGACCAAGUCUAAGACAAGGAUUGACUGGACUACCUCAGCGAGUGCAUUUGCUAUAUUAUGUACCAAGCAAAGGCUGCAAAUUGUUUGAUCACUGGAACAAUCAGUUCUAAAGUUCUGAGAGCUGUGAACCAGCCAUCCUGAUGUUGAAACAUGGAGCUAACUAAAGGAGUACUUGUAAUGCUUUAUGCACUAAUGUUUACAAGAAAUCAUUUUGUAGAACACAUGGACAGUGGAAAUGUAAUCAAGGAAAUAUGCUCUCUGGAGAAAGCACAGCUUAGUUUGCUUGUAUGUCAGCAACCUCCCAAAAUGCUGUUAGAAAUAUUCCUAAGAUGUUUGUGCAAAGUUCAAUAUUCACCCAAAGGUCAUAUAAAAAUAUAAAUGGGACAGAUUAAAAAUAAAAGAGAAAAAUCAUUGAUACAAAAAUAGGAUUUAGAGAAGAAACUGUUAAAACUUAUAAUUCCAAACAUCUAAUGUAUAUAAUUAAUUUGAUCUCAGUGGAAAAACGGUGACCAAGCAAAAUAGCAACUUUUUAUUCAAUUGCGUACUGAUCCAUUAAUUUUUUUCUUACAGCACAGGCCUUGAACUUGUUUUAAGAAAAAUCAAAUUUUAGCAUAAAUAAAAUUAGCACUCUAAAUGUUGGAUUAAAUUUUAAAACUUUUGAUUUUGUCUUGUAGUUUUUCCAAACUUAUUGCUCCUUUUUUCCAAAUAUCUCAAAAAUGUUUUUUACUUGUUUGUGUUUGAUUUGCUACUUAAGUUAAAGUAUGUCAGCUAUCUUUGAUCUGACAAGAAUUUAUUUGUGUAUUUUUAAUUUCUUAACUGAUUGUGUUUUAUGACCAAGUCUCCUAAUACUGCAUUAUAAUUUCUUUACAGCAAUAAGUAUUUCAUUCCUCAGUUUCACUCACCAGAGCCUGCAGAAGUAACUUAUUCAGGUAAUAAAUAGCUGGCAUCUGAUGUUUCCUUAAAGCAUAUUUCCAUUCAAUAUUAGAUAUCAUUCAUAUUUUUGAAAUGUAAUGUUCUACUUUUUUCUAAUAAAAUCAAGGGAAAAUAUUAAAUAACUCUCUUUAUUAAAAAUGAUAAACUGUAAAAGUGCUGUGCCCCCUCCUCCAGUUCUGAAACUGCCCAAAAAUCUCAUCACACUAAAUCUUACUGAUCCCACAGUGUAUCUUUCCAGCAUAUCUGGAGGGGCCUAUUUGCACUGCUGAUGAUGUAGCUAUAACACAUAACGUUCUAAGGGGAGUGAUUUUUAAAAAAUUUUGAUGUUCCCAAUUCCAACCCUGUACUUCAUCAUCUGUCUCUUACAAAGCCUCCUCCAGUUGGGCAUGCAUAAUAUUGUGGUUACCCCAGGGGUGAAAUGUAAAACUUGUUACUACCGGUUUGGUGGGCGUGGC